This is a messenger RNA of Amphibalanus amphitrite, 2257 nucleotides long. Its product is annotated as T-complex protein 1 subunit theta-like. Gene Ontology annotation, biological process: protein folding. Gene Ontology annotation, cellular component: chaperonin-containing T-complex. The record is from RefSeq and is a predicted model, not a curated record. The transcript is spliced from 9 exons. Gene Ontology annotation, molecular function: ATP binding; ATP hydrolysis activity; ATP-dependent protein folding chaperone. Lineage: Eukaryota; Metazoa; Arthropoda; Thecostraca; Balanomorpha; Balanidae. Bases 344 to 1984 code for a protein of 546 amino acids.
UUACGCUGGUAGGGGGUAUACCUAUUAUUGAGUGCCGGGUUCAUUUGACCGUAAAAGUGGCUCCUCUAUCUGGAAAACUCUGCGCGAAAGGAUUUUAAUUAUGCUGCUGGUCCUGUAUUUGGUAGCACACAACAUAACUGAAAUUGCUCUGAGAGUUACAUUUGUGGCGCAGGCCAAGCAUGCCGCUGUCCGUUGUUUGAGAUAAUGCGGUCUCGUGGCGUGCGUUGUCUUUUCGGGCGGUGUCUCGUGACUCGGCUUCCGCAUUCCGCCGGCUUAGAUAGUUCCUGCCUGAAUUGAUAAUCUGUGGCUUAUUUAAGUGCAUAAGUAGUGUUCAAUAUAAGACAUGGCACUUCACGUUCCUAGGGCGCCUGGUUUUGGGCAAAUGCUGAAGGAGGGGUCAAGGCACUUCUCUGGUCUAGAAGAGGCUGUGUACAGGAACAUUCAUGCAUGCAAGGAAUUUGCAGACACCGUCAAAACGGCUUAUGGGCCGCGCGGAAUGAACAAAAUGGUCAUCAAUCACAUAGAAAAACUAUUUGUCACAAGUGAUGCUGCUACCAUUAUCAGGGAACUUGAGGUGGAGCACCCGGCGGCCAAGAUGAUGAUCCUCAGCUCUCAGAUGCAGGAGCAGGAGGUUGGAGAUGGCACCAAUUUUGUUCUCAUCAUGGCAGGAGCGCUACUUGCCUCAGCGGAGGACCUCCUCAGAAUGGGUCUCACGCCCACCGAGGUAGUGGAGGGGUACGAGCUGGCGCUGAAGAAGGCCCUCGAGCUGCUGCCGGGCCUCGUCUGCGGUGAGAUCAAGGACCUGCAGUCGGAGUCGGAGCUGAAGCGCGCCAUCAAGCCGUCCGUCAUGAGCAAACAGUACGGCAACGAGGACUUCAUCACAGACCUAGUGGUCAAGGCGUGCAUGUCGAUCCUGCCGGAGAAGUCGACGGCGUUCAGCGUGGAUAACGUGCGCGUCUCCAAGAUCCUGGGCGCCGGUCUGCUCAGCUCGCAAGUGGUCCAAGGCAUGGUGUUCCGCCGAGAGGCUGAGGGCACAAUCAACACGGCCGAAAAGGCCAAGGUGGCCGUCUUCACGUGCCCCGUGGAUAUCGCCGCUACGGAGACCAAGGGUACCGUGCUGAUCAAGACGGCUCAGGAGCUGAAGGACUUUUCUCGCGGCGAGGAGAGCCAGCUGGAGGAGCAGAUCAAGGCGAUCGCCGCCACUGGAGCCAAGGUGAUCGUGGCUGGCGGUAAAUUCGGCGACAUGGCCCUGCACUACGUCAACAAGUACAACCUGAUGGCCGUGCGACUGCUGAGCAAGUUCGACCUGCGCCGGCUGUGUAAGACGGUGGGCGCGACGGCGCUGCCGCGGCUCACGCCCCCCUCGGCCGACGAGCUCGGUUACUGUGACCGCGUGUACGCCGACGAGCUGGGAGAGACGGCCGUGGUUGUGUUCAAACAGGAGGCGGCCGAGAGCCGUAUCGCCACUGUGGUGGUGCGCGGCGCCACUGACAACAUGAUGGAUGACGUGGAGCGGUCCAUUGAUGACGGCAUCAACAACUUCAAGGCGCUCACCAAGGACGGGCGGCUGCUGCCGGGCGCCGGCGCCUGUGAGAUGGAGCUCGCCCACCUGGUCUCCCAGUACGCCGACACGUGCCCCGGCCUGGAGCAGUACGCCAUCAAACGGUUCGCCGCCGCACUCGAGGCCUUCCCCAAGGUGCUGGCCGACAACUCGGGCUGCAAGGCCACCGAGGUGCUGUCGCGACUGUACGCCGCCCACCAGGAGGGCAAGAAGACGGCCGGCUUCAACGUCGAGGGAGAGGGCUCCGACACGACCCUGGACGCGGCCGAGGCGGGCAUCUUCGACCUGUGGCUCACCAAGCACUGGGCGCUCAAGUACGCCGCCACGGCCGCGUGCACGGUGCUCAAGGUGGACCAGAUCAUCAUGGCCAAGCGCGCCGGCGGACCCAAGCCGCGUGAGAACAAGGACUGGGACGAGGACUAGGUGGGGUGCGACUAGGAACCGCCGGACGACGCGCCGGGCCGGCCACUCACGAAUUGGGCUAGUCCGAUGGCGCCGGCGCAACAUGUUCGAAUGACACACCGCGUACAUUGUCAUGUGCAUGAUUAACAGUUUCUCGGCGUAACACGACUGAUUGUUUGUUUUGACUACUUCUGCCCACGCUGAGACUCAGUUGUGACGAAUCACGGGAUCUCGGGCAAUCGCCACAUCCGAGGAACGGCCGUCCCACGCUGCAUCAAUAUAACACGUUCGAUA